Messenger RNA from Galeopterus variegatus (Sunda flying lemur), 1170 nucleotides. RefSeq names its product sex comb on midleg-like 4 (Drosophila) (gene SCML4). Gene Ontology annotation, molecular function: protein binding. NCBI's taxonomy places the organism in Eukaryota, Metazoa, Chordata, Mammalia, Dermoptera, Cynocephalidae. Bases 22 to 555 code for a protein of 177 amino acids. The record is from RefSeq and is a predicted model, not a curated record. The transcript is spliced from 3 exons.
GUCACCACUGAAGAGUGCCUGAUGAACCCUGUGGGCAUGAGCCGCUACGGAGUGGACUCCUCCGCCUCUACCUUUAACCGAAGGGGCUCCUUGUCCUCUUCCUCCUCGCUGUACUUCAAGAGACAGAACUCUGGAGAUGGCCAUCUUGGGGGAGGCCCUCCCACCACCGCUGGUGGUCCCCGCACCAGCCCCAUGUCCUCUGGAGGCCCCUUGGCACCUGGGCUGAGGUCCCCAACCACCAGCCCCAAGAGAAACAGGACCUCCCUUGAUGGACACAGAUGCGCCUCAAGCCCUUCUGCAGAUGGGCAGGAUACCAGGCGGCUGAGGAGCAGGAACCCCUGCACCUGGACCGUGGAGGACGUGGUCUGGUUCGUGAAAGACGCUGACCCGCAGGCUCUGGGGCCUCACGUGGAGCUCUUCAGAAAGCAUGAGAUCGAUGGCAAUGCUCUGUUGUUGCUGAAGAGUGACAUGAUCAUGAAGUACCUGGGCCUGAAGCUGGGACCCGCACUGAAACUCUGCUACCACAUUGAUAGACUGAAGCAAGCCAAGUUCUAAAGGUUUUUGAAAGAUAGAAGCAAAACCCAAGAUGACGGAUCUCAAGGUCAUCGUCUGCCUUACCAACAUCACGAAAUAGGUUGUCCUCUUAAAAUUAACAGCCACAGAGACUUGUUCUUUUUAUAAAACGUGUACAUUUUUGCCUUUUAAAAAAUUCAACAUGGCCCUUUUGGAAAGGCUCGUCUAUGUUAAUGAUUUGCCAAAAAAUUUCAAAAAAGCCUAUUAUUUUUAACAUUCCUGAUAUGUUGGUUGCUGUUAGAGUAGGUUCUGUUUGUGUAAUGAGAGAGUGGGGAACCGAAUGCUGUCACCCAAGGAGAGCCCUGGAGGGUUCAAAGGAUGCGAGAAGGACCUUGGUCCCCGCGCCUCUGUGGGAACGCUCACUGUAGCACCACCUGCCUCUGACUUUGACCUGGAGCCCUAUCAGUGUGAGCCUUGCUUGGUUUGGCUCUGGCAGCUGUCUUCUGAGGAUGACUGCCUCAUCUUGCACUAUCUGGAAAACUUGAAUUCACUUGCGCUCUGAAAGAGAGGGGAAAAAAGAUGUUUUGUUUCUAGUUAUCUGAAGUACUGUGUUGCCCCACUAGAGGGCAGACUGUUAAUGAAAUUUCAGGACCCUCA